Molecule: messenger RNA, 4604 nt
Organism: Pocillopora meandrina
Lineage: Eukaryota; Metazoa; Cnidaria; Anthozoa; Scleractinia; Pocilloporidae
Source: the annotation of a GenBank genome assembly
AUGGCUUCUUUGGUAUUCAUAAUAACUUUUCUCUUGAUGGCGCUUCAGUUGAAAUCUAUUCCUGCCGAAAACAUCACGGAAGAUGAUGAGAUGAUAAUGGAUGAUUUAAGGAAAACUGAAAUGUGUCCAGAUACUAUCAAAGUCAGGUGGGAUGAGUUCCUUGCUCGAGAACCCCACGUGAUUAAACAAGUCAGCGGUAAUGAAACUUCCUACGAUGGGUUGUUUCCAUGUGAGUAAAAUAAACUCAUACACAAAGAGCUAAAAAGGAGGAUUUCUGAGGCUUUCACGACUCAAAGCAAUUUCUGGGGGCGAAAAAUCUAAAACGUGUAAACAAAUAUUUUUGAAAUCCUAUGGAUCUGUGAUAGAAAGUCAGGGAGCUUUGUAUGCCCUGUGAAGCUUCAAGCGCUUCUCUCAAACUUCGAUAUGAGUUUAAUCAGUGCAUUUGGUCAAACGAAAGCAGAGGAGGUUAGGCUAAAGCUAGAAUAAAUAAGGAUGAGCAAUUAGAACAGAGAAAGUUAUCAUGAUUUCCUCACAACUUCCUUAAAUUUGUUGAUAGAAGACUAGGCAUGUAGCUAGUAAACAGAGAGGUCAAUUUUAUCGCACCAAUAUUUUAUAGCAGACGUCUCACUGUUUAAAUACAAUUACACUUCUUUUCCUCCAAUAAUGAUCUUAUCUGCGAUCCAUUAUACAUUUAUCACGAUUCUUUGCCAUAAGGGAAACUUAAUUUUAUAGCAGAGAAACACUUUUCUUAAAAGAAGCACCACCUUGUUCUCCGCUUACUGAAAACCAGAGUCUCAUUGACUGAUCUUUGAUGAAACACACUCGUAAAUCCGUGCCAAUGGACGAAAGUAUAAUCCUUGAGCGCCGUGUAAAUUAUUCGUUUGGGGUAUUGUCACAUAAUCUUAACCAUGGACAUUGUUGUUUUCGAUUCCGUGCCCAAGGGCUUCGCUAUGGCAGAGUGAUUCACUACACUAACUCUAAGAAACUUUCUAUUCCAGUAAACUUGGUUUUUAUGAUAUCAAGCUGUUGUUCAUCAACUGUGAUUAAAUAUGUUGACGCGUAUCAGGCUGACAUUGUACUUCCCGUGAUUCUCAACUACAAGGAAAGUGGCCUAAGUUCUCAGAGCAAAGUGGUUCCCAUACUUCCUAACACUGGAGUCGCAUUUGUCGUCAAGAGGGCUGACAGAAAACACCUCCCCAUUAAAAUUUUGUCCUCCAUCUUCAGCUCUUGGCCCGUGCUGGUGUUAACGCUGUUAUUGUCGGUGCUAGCAGGAAUCGUUGCCUGGAUACUGGUUUGUAAAUGUUUCAUAGUUGUCUUAGUAGAUUUUACCUUACAUUCAUAAUUCAUUAUUUUACCAACGACAUACAAAUGUAAUCGCAAUUUCGUUUCUUUUAGCAGGUUUGCCUUCAUUCCUUUUCUCCUGUAUUUCUAUCGUUCUAUUUCUCCCUUUGUUCGUUUGUUUGUACCACAGUACUUAUCUGUCAGUCAGUUUGUCAGUUAGUCUGCCUGUCUGUCUGUCAGUCAUUUGGUCAGUCAUUCUGUCUGUUAGCCUUCUCUCAGUCAGUUAUUGUCAGUAUGUCAGUCAGUCAGUCAUUCUGACUGUCUCUCUGUUUGUCAGUUAUUCAAUCAGUCAGCCUGUCAAUCUGUUAGUCUGCGCGUAGUCGGUCUGUCAGCAAGUAUUUCUAUCUAUUUGUCCGUCUGUCAGUUGUUCAGUCCUUGUUAAUCUGUUAGUCUAAGUGGUCAGUCAGCCAGCAGGCGUGGGUGUCUAUCUAUCUGUGCUUCUAUCCGGCAUCAGUGGUAAACAAUCGAAAUUAUUUCCACAGGAUACUAGGCAAAACACAGAGGAAUUUCCACUGAGCUUCGUUCAAGGAUCAUGGGAAGGCUUUUGGUGGGCUUUUGUGUCCAUGACAACAGUCGGGUAAAACCAUAGAACGCUUACCAUCGGGCCAAUAGUUAGUCACUGUGUCUGUUUUUUUUUCCGAUAUUUUUUGUUGUAAUUCUGUACUCACAAUCUGAAGCAUAACAUUUCCUCCUGACUACCAUUUUGAAAGACGGUACUACAGAGGAUGCUAUGUAAAAUCUUUUGAAAUAUUAGAGCUACUAUUAGUUGUGGUGGAAACGAAGAAAUCUGUCAGCCAUCUUGCAAAUCAUCCAACUUAUUUCUUUACUUCAGAUAUGGUGAUCGCUGCCCAAAGACUAUCUCUGGGAGACUGUUUGCGAUCGUCUGGAUCUUAACUGGGAUUUGCAUGUGUUCCAUCUUCACUGCCAUGCUAACAACCUCUCUAACAACAAUCAGCUUAGACACUAUGAUUCCCCUCCCUCAGGCAAAGGUGAAUUACAAAUUCAGGCCCGUCUUUGAAUACAUCGUAGAGGACAAGCAGCUCAGUGACGGUGUGCUAGACUGCAUAAAAGGAAGUUCAGGGUAGCAUAAUAUCACCGGUUUGGUCAUUGUGUUGUGUGGUUUAGGGGCAAAACACUAACUUCUCUUCUCCACUAAUAAUAAUUGUCAAUGAAAUGUGGGAAGGUAAGCUUAUAGACUUCAGAGUGUUGUCAAAAGCUAAAGAUGACGCAGGCCAUUUUCGUAAUCGAUAGCUUUCAAAGGGUAAAGUAGAGUCUCACUUCCCAUCUAAUAAGUGAUCCUCAAUAAUCAAAACAUCUAUGAGUGUGAAUGUGUAUCCAUCAAGACUGUUAGCUGGGCUUACACUUUACUUGACCCUGACCGAUAAGAUUCAGUGCUAAUGCAAUAUUCACAAAGGAAAUUCUGAGAUGAAUUUCCUUCGUUAACCAAAUCUCGUGAAGAGUAUUUUGGGAUAUUAUACGAUGUAUUUCCACACUUUUGUACAGGUAGCGGCUCUAUUUGGCUCAAUUGAGGCUACGACAGGCUUUCAAAGACAAGCUCAAGUUAGACGUGAGUAAUGCUGACUCUAGCUGUAUUUCAAAACUCCAGAAAUGGAAUUUGCCUGUACUCAUUCCUUAGGUGAGAAUGAUUGCAUGUAGCAAGUGGCCCAUAAAUGGAAUGGUCUAUCAAGCUGGCGACAUAAAAGUAUAUGAACGAAAGGAUGUACUGUUGUAGAAGGUCACAAAUAAUCUAAUAAUGCAUCAAUCACAGCCGUGGAAUUCUACCCAAUCACAGCUGAGCACAACGGCAUAUAGGUGACACGUACUCAAUCGACUUCAUCGUUUGGAGAAGACUAACAGUAUGCAGUCGAAACGUUACGUGAUCACAAACGAUUACAUUUCUCUUUUAAAGGACAGAAUAUAAUGAUUCUCUGAAAAAGUGUAGCGCACAGUUAUCGAUUGAGUUAUCCAUUGCAAUACUCUUGAUCAUGGAAUAACGAUAUCUCUUAAUUUUCCUAAUCCAGGAGUCCACAGCAUUAAAGAGAUCCAAGAAGAAAUUUUGGAAGGGAAAGCCAUAGGUAUAUAUCACUUUGUAUUAAGCAUUAAAAAAACAGACUUUCCUGGAACUAUGAAGUAGAUUACACUCACUUAAUCUUCUCGCUAUCAAAGGAGGACUCAUGGACAGCUUCACCUUGGAUCAUUAUCGAGACUAUUUCCCAGCAAACGAAUUCAAAGUACAAGAAGUCAUCUCUCAAGAAUACCUGGAAUAUGGUGCACUGAUCGAGAACUCUUCACUGGUUAGCCUGGUCAAAUGUUUGAAAAACCUGCGCUUUUCGGAGGAGUCCGAAAUGUAUGAAUACGCUGAGUUGUACAUGGGCAAGUCCAUGAAGGUAAAUGAUUUCCUUGAAGCAAUUUCAACUGGUAUGUCAACAUUUUGUUUUGUUUCUUUUUCCUUUACGUGAUAAAUCAAGUGAGCUUAUUUUUGGUGUUCGUCGCAUUUUGAAGAAGUUUGCAUCGAGGACGGGCAGUCAAUAGAAGGGCCAAGGACGAUAAAAAUGACGUUUGUGUUCUACAGGAACAAACAAACAAACAAACAAACAAACAGACGACUAAUUCACCUAAUUCGUGUGCCCGACUUGUGCACUGUGCGUCAGGGCAAGUGGUCCGCGAUUUUGAAAUCGGUUUGAGUUUGAUAUGGGUUAGAGGCUAUAAAAAACAAACUAGUUUUGAUUGAAUCUCGAGAAAAUAAACGUUUUUCAGCUGACAACAAACAUUUGAUUUACACGAUACGUCUUAUACGCCGUAACCAAAACUGAGAUUUUACAGCGCUGAUAUCAAUGGGUUGGUGAGAGCCGUUAGAGUUGCUUGACUUAAAAAUAUCUUUUUUCUUUGACGAUAGGCGAGUGAAGAAGAAGAGCUCGGGACGAUACAGAUGACCUUCCUCAUUUUAUCGUCAAAUUUGGCGUCAAGAAGUAUAAUGUUUAAGAAAAGAUAAAUUCACCGCCAGCACUUGAAAAACGAAAGAUUUGAAAUAGAUCGUUUUCAAUUGUUUUAUUCUUUCCUUUUUACCUCAGAGUGGCCUAGAGGAGUCAAUGACACCAGGUGAUCAAACAAUAGGUGUAGAUCCAGAAGGUCUACUAUUUUACCCAGCUUUGUUCACUUGUCUGGGGAUUCUCACAUUCUUUCUCAUCUCCGGUGCCACCUGGGAAAUGUGCCGAAGGACACGGAUGCGACAAAAUGAACGAGGAGGUUGGUUUGUUGCGUAA